Molecule: messenger RNA, 991 nt
Organism: Durio zibethinus
Lineage: Eukaryota; Viridiplantae; Streptophyta; Magnoliopsida; Malvales; Malvaceae
Product: histone chaperone ASF1B-like
Biological process (GO): DNA replication-dependent chromatin assembly
Cellular component (GO): nucleus; chromatin
Molecular function (GO): histone binding
Source: RefSeq, a predicted model, not a curated record
UUUAUUUUUUGUUUUUUAAAUCUUCUGUUUCUUUUGGCCCCCUUCUGCUUUUUUUUUUUUUUUUCUAGGGUUUUUAUUGGGAGUUUGAUGAAGGUUCGAGAAGCUAGGGUUUGGAUUAAUCGGCAAGAUAAUACUGUAAUUUUUGGUUGAUUCGAGACAAUGAGUGCCGUCAACAUUACAAACGUUACCGUUCUGGAUAAUCCGGCAUCAUUCUUGACUCCUUUUCAGUUCGAGAUUUCCUACGAGUGUUUGACUCCUCUUAAAGACGAUUUAGAAUGGAAACUUAUCUAUGUGGGAUCUGCGGAAGAUGAGACUUAUGAUCAACUACUGGAGAGUGUACUUGUUGGACCUGUUAAUAUUGGAAAUUACCGUUUUGUAUUACAGGCAGAUCCACCAGACCCAUCAAGGAUACGUGAAGAAGACAUUAUAGGUGUAACAGUUCUUCUCUUGACAUGUUCAUAUCUUAGCCAAGAAUUUGUGCGAGUGGGCUACUAUGUUAACAAUGAUUAUGAUGAUGAGCAGCUUAGAGAGGAACCUCCCCCAAAGGUCUUGAUUGAGAAAGUCCAAAGAAAUAUUCUAACUGAUAAACCCAGGGUGACAAAGUUCCCCAUAAAUUUCCACCCUGAGAAUGGUGGAAACGAAGAACCCCCUUCAGCUGAUCACCCUGUUGAGAGGGAGGGAAAUGAGGAACUCGCUGCUUCACCAAAUCAAAAAGAGGAGCAGGAACCUUAAAAUUUCAACUUGUAGGCAUUGCCGGUAUUCAAGAUACAUAUCCCGGUAACUAUUUUGGUGAUUGAACUCCAAAUCUGAACCACAGCUUGACAAUUGGAUGAAGAUGGUUAAUGAAGUAACGGUUCAGAAAUGCUGGGCUGUUUUUGGUUGUUAGAGUAACUGUUUAACUCGGAUGAUUGCCUCCGGCACUUAGCAGUGGAUUUCCAAGUUUGUAGCAUGCUUCUGUCAGUUUUACCAUCUCAAACAUUCCCUUUUCUCA